This is a messenger RNA of Hermetia illucens (black soldier fly), 1422 nucleotides long. RefSeq lists its product as uncharacterized. Lineage: Eukaryota; Metazoa; Arthropoda; Insecta; Diptera; Stratiomyidae. The record is from RefSeq and is a predicted model, not a curated record. The coding region runs from base 88 to 1326 and encodes 412 amino acids. The transcript is spliced from 4 exons.
GAUAUGCAGAAACCUAUUCUUCCCACAAACAGUGUUAGGUUUCAUAGUGGUCAGUUCGCUAUUGUGCUCUGCCAUUGAUAAGGGAAAAUGAGGCUGCUCCCUAUUUUUGCGGCUUGGACAAUUGGCUAUUUCGGCCUCGUCUAUUGUUCUGGAAUUUGUAGUGAAGUUGUGGAGGUUAAGGGCGUCAAAACGAAACAGCGAAUCCGUAAAUUUUGUUGUCCGGGGUAUGAAAGAAUUAAAAACACAUGUCGUCCUACAUGUGAACCGUAUUGUAUUAAUUCAAAGUGCAUAGCCCCGAAUAAAUGCAAAUGCAACCGAGGGUACGAACCGGUCAAUAGUUUCAGGUGUAAUCCGACAUGUUACAACUGCACUUAUGGGUUCUGCUUAGCCCCGGGAAUGUGCGAGUGUUACCGAGGCUACGAAUGGAACACUACAAGGAGAGAGUGUGUUCCAAGCUGUGAUCCACCUUGCGUGAAUGGAUAUUGUUCUGAUCGAAAUUUCUGCGUUUGCUAUGACGGUUAUCAUAUUUCAAAGGAUAAUCUUUUCAUAUGUGUAAAAAAUGGUCCACACAGCACCACUACCACUUCCACCACAGCUGAAGCCUCAACCCCCGUAAUUUUGGACAGCACAAGUUGGGUUGGAAGAAUGAAAGUAAAAUCUUCCUCAUCGUAUGAAGCUAGCAGCUCAUCAGAAGAUACUCAGGACAUUUUGGAGACUUCAUCGGACAAAGUUGAAGAAAGUUCCGCUGAAACAUCAGCUGAAGAUAUCUUAGCUCUAAGAUUUCAAACAACAACACGAAUACCCGAGACUUCCGGCUUUGGUAGCAAAGAUAGUAAUGUUCUACAUUUGACUUCAUUUGGAAUCGAUUAUGUAUCAACUGGAAGGGAUGUGGCCACUGAAGCACCUAAGUUCGAAUUAACCACGGUAGAGGAUGAUACGCCACGGACUUCUGCAAAUACGGAAACGUCUCCUCUGCCUAUCCUAGUCUGGAAAAAGGAUCAAGAAGGUCCCAUCGCUGGAGAUGACUCAUAUUUCACAAAACUGCACGAUGAAAGAUUGGACACUACGCGAAAACCACCACCUAUACAUGCUCAUACUACUGAAUUCUACGAUAAAGAUGUUCUAAGAUCAUAUAUAGCUCCAGGAACAGGAUUCUACUUAUUAUACGUUCUUUUGUCAGUUUUUGUAGUAAUCGCGAUUCUAUUCUUGGUCUAUUUACUCUCUGAAAGGUAUCACGGAAAAGAGUAUAACAUUGCACGCCUAGAGAAACGGAAAGGUGUGGUGAAAUAUUCAGCUGAGCAAAGUGAUGUGAUCACAGCGUGGUGAAGACUGCAAAAUGAAUUUGUGAUUAUCCUCCUCCAAGUGCUGGAGUUUUCAUUGAAUUAUGUACCAUUGGAAAUAAAUAACAAUAAUUGUAGUAAA